CCAUGCUUUCGGUAUAUUAAACCCAUUGCCUUAACUUUUGGAUUCGAAAAUCCGGAAGGGCACGUCAUCCCGUCUGUUCGUCACUCAGCUUUGCUUUCCCGUACAUCCAAACCGUGUCUUCCUUCUGCUCCUACAGUGGUGUCCUCUCCUCUCCCAAACAGUUGCCUACGAUUGUACCUGGUGGGAGACAAAUGGUUCCCCCUUUCCCCUUUCCCCACUCCAUAAUCCCUUUCUUCUCUCUUGCAAGUUGCAGCGAAAACCCUAAAAAUUUCCUCGCUGCUGGUCACCAUGGAACCCGCUGUAGUGCACGGCGGUAGCAAUGAAGAUUCGGAUGACACGGUUUCGUCGAGCCCUAUCCAUGAGGAGCAACAAUAGAAACUGGCGGUGGUGGUGGGCAUGGACCAGCAGGAGAAAGGGUUAGAGUUGGUGGAACCGCCGAUGUUCAGGAUGGAAGACGGGAGAAGCUCGGCUGCUGCCGAGGAGGGGACCUGGAAUGGGCACUAUUCCCUGGCCAGGGAAAAGUAGGGCGACGGUGGUGAGCUCAAUUUUACUUUUGUAUUAACCGAUUGAUCUUCCUCCUACCGCAACACCCAAAAAAUUAACUUGCUUCUCAGUUUACUUGAUUUUACUGUUGCAGGCACAAGCUAACCAUGGAGCUUGGAGCAGCAGCAGCAAAUGUAAUUGACAAUUAAUGCAGAAUUACAAAAACUGGUUUGGGAGGCCGGUGCCAUCGACAUCAGGUUCCCGUUCACCAUCAAUGGUAGGCCAUCUUCAGGUUAGGACUUUAGAAUAGACAAUUUUGAGUGAAAGCACUCACAAGUUUUGCUCUUUAAGAGAGGGUAGAGCUAUGAACCUGAUACUGUGGGAUUACCAGAUGGGGAAUGCUAACAGUAACAAGAGAUGAUGUGAGAGGGGCAAGAAGGUGACAAAACUGCCAUUUAAGACUGAAACCAACCAAAUCUGAGCUACUACUAAUAAUCAAUUUAAUAUUUAUGUUUUGUUCUUUAAUAUGUUUUUGUGAAGUGCACACGCAAAGGGGCUUUAGUGUUCUUACCGCUUCUUUCUUUCACUUGCUGUUCUUAUUUCAAAGAUUGUAUCUGGUUGCUAUUUGGCUCUGUGUGGAGUCUGUUGUUGAGGAAUUUCCCCAUCUCACUAUGGCAGGUCUGAACGAAAAGUUCAUUGGAUUCGCAUAAUAUAAGCAAGAUUUUUCAUUGUUUGUUCAUCUUGGUUUGAUGUUAUCAGCUCUACUAUUGCAUCAUUACGAUGCUUUUGAUUCUCUGGUUAGUGGGUGGAUAAUACAUUAGAAAAUGACCUGAUUGUGAUUAAUAAUGGAGUUCUCCGUUUUUAUGAAUAAUAAUGGAGGUUAAUGUGUAUCAAAUUUCUACCCUCUCUCUGUUCACCAUAAAAACGAGAACAAAGUUUCACAAACCUUGGACAAGAUGGACUUCAGAAUAUUUGUGGUGUUUUGUUGCACAUCAACAUGGGUAAGGAUUGCAUAGAUUCUUUUUAUAUAUUAGUUGUUUCUCGGUUUUGACAGAAUUACUGGUUUGACAUGUGAGCUUUGGUUGGAUUAUAGGUUAGUUUUAAUUUGCUUCUCUUGGAUUUAGCAAAGUUAAGGACACAGUUGGUGCCAGCAAGCUUUGAUAGUAAUGCUUAUGUUUCUAUGAUGCAUGGUUCGUGGCUGAUUGCUUAUGGCAUUACAGGUGGUCUCCGUUGAAGUUGCUUCUUCAGUUUUAUUUUUCCUUCUUUGUUGGAUUCAGAUUCCCUUAUAUUGAUUAUUUUGACAGAAUGUGUCAGCCCAAAUCAGAGGACGAGAAAGCAGAGGUAAAUACACAAGACUGGUUGGAUAUACUGGAGUUCACAUUGAACUGAAGUCGACAAUCAUUCAUGGUACUAAUCAAUGUUGUUUUAUCUCUUCCCCUUUAUCUUUAGUUCCUUUAGCUUACUACCUGAUGUGUUAGGCCUCUUUACGAAGUUGAAAUGCUUGAUUGAUGUCAUAGAGCCUCCAUUACCAAUUGAUAGAGUAUGCAAGUAUAUAGUUUGUAACCUAUAAUUCGGCCAAGGAUCAUAGCUGCUUCAGUGGAACAAGAUAUGAUUUUCUCAACUCUUUGGAGUCUCCUUUGUGAAAACAUUCACCGAAUUUAGAUAAACCAGCAAAUGAUCAUAGCACGUGAAUAUUCUCUAAACAUAUCCUUCCCCUUAUGUGUUUUUCUAUUCUUGAUCCAUCAGCCCUUUGUUUUUGUGAGUUUAUCUGAUGUCAAUUUCAUAUUUCGGUAUUAGAAUUAUGACAACCAGAAACUUAUGUAUUCAGAGAAGUUUGCAGAUCAUCCAACAAGUUGAAAGAAAGGUAAUUUAGCUACACUUUCUCCUUCGUUAAAAGUGAAAACUACUACAAACCUUAUUUUUUCUGGAUUUGUAGGGCUAAGUAUUCUUACUCUUUUCCAUAUCUCUUGGAUUUAAGCUGAACUAGCUGGUGGUUCAGGGGAGUUUUGUGAUGCUUACUUGACUUCUUCCUUUCUUAAUGCAAACUUGAAACACAAGGGAGGUUAACUCUUAUCAUAGAGUCAGCUUUCAACAUUUUAUAGAAAAUGUGUGGAUACUAUAGUGAGACUUUCAACCGAAAAGAUUAGCAUGGUUCCUUUAGUACCUUAUUGUUGUAGGGACUCUAGCUACCGGAAGAGAGAAAAUAAGAAAUAGAGGAUACCCAAAAAAAAUACGGAGAAACUACAGGCUGCUCAAUGAGGUCAAAUUCGAGGAAAUUGGUUUGGGGGAGGAGACAGGUUGUAGAACUUUCCAGAACAUCUAAAACAUUUCAGCUCAAGGAAGUGAACACAAAAAAGAGUGGUGGAGAAGGGAAAAGCAAGGUGAAAUUGACUACUCCAGUGAGAAACCAAACCGUCCACUGGAGACAAAUACAAAAGGAAUAUCAGAAUGGAGGGACAAUGUCUCUACAAGUUCAAGGAAUCCAAACUUCUUCACCACCAUAGCUGAAGGUCGCAUGAAGCAUUGUUACAUUGUAGAUUCAUCCAUUUUUAUCAAACGAAAUUGUCUUCUUUUCCAAAGGAAAUUUCUAUCAAAUGCCUAUACUUGGAGAUAUCUCUCGUUUGUAGUGACUGGGGGAAACUACUUUUUUACUAAUUAUUUGAUAUUGUGUGGUUAUGAAGAGAUUUCGGACCUUCAAACAUAAUUUGAUGUUUGAGAGCGAUGAUUGACUAUGGAACUCGAGAUGCGAAGGUUUGCCAACUAUACUUCCAAUAUUGUGAAAUUCAGCCCAGUUACAAGAAUACAACAAACUCAAUUGA
This is a messenger RNA of Linum trigynum, 3302 nucleotides long. The record is from the annotation of a GenBank genome assembly. Lineage: Eukaryota; Viridiplantae; Streptophyta; Magnoliopsida; Malpighiales; Linaceae.